Molecule: messenger RNA, 333 nt
Organism: Rangifer tarandus platyrhynchus (Svalbard reindeer)
Lineage: Eukaryota; Metazoa; Chordata; Mammalia; Artiodactyla; Cervidae
Source: the annotation of a GenBank genome assembly
AUGUUUUCUCAGUACCUUCCCGCCACACGUCCAGAGGAAAACCAACGCAGAGCUGAAAAACAGAGGCUGUUUGGGAGGCAGGGGCUGCAUGUAAAGUUUGGUCCCUGUGACCUCGGACCUCCAGGAAGUGUUGACAACUACCUGUCUACACGUCCACGGAAGCCUUCCCUGUUAGAUCCUGUGUGUCAAUGUUGGCCACCAACUCUGGCCACCCCUCCUCCUUCCUGGGAAGCAGAUCCAGGCAGGCGGCACCUUGCUGAGGCCAUGGGCGAGCUGCGCCGCCCCCGCCGCACCCCUCCUCCUGCGGUGGGAAGCCCUUUAGAGGAAUGCUGA